GUGGGGAUCGGUUCGGGGGAGGCCUGGGGCCGCUCGCUGGUGCGCUGUCUCCGCCGCCCCCCCUUUCGCCGCCGCCGCCGCCGCCGCCCCGGGCAUGUCGUCCAACUGCACCAGCACCACGGCGGUGGCGGUGGCGCCGCUCAGCGCCAGCAAAACCAAGACCAAGAAGAAGCAUUUCGUGUGCCAGAAAGUGAAGCUAUUCCGGGCCAGCGAGCCGAUUCUCAGCGUCCUGAUGUGGGGGGUGAACCACACGAUCAAUGAGCUGAGCAAUGUCCCUGUCCCUGUCAUGCUAAUGCCGGAUGACUUCAAAGCUUAUAGCAAGAUCAAGGUGGACAACCAUCUCUUCAAUAAGGAAAACCUCCCCAGCCGCUUCAAGUUCAAGGAAUACUGCCCCGCGGUGUUCCGGAACCUCAGGGAGAGGUUUGGCAUCGACGACCAGGAUUACCAGAAUUCAGUGACACGCAGUGCACCUAUCAACAGUGACAGCCAGGGCAGGUGUGGCACACGCUUCCUCACCACCUAUGACCGGCGUUUUGUCAUCAAGACUGUAUCAAGUGAGGAUGUGGCCGAGAUGCACAACAUCUUAAAGAAAUACCACCAGUUCAUAGUGGAGUGCCACGGCAAUACCCUCUUGCCACAGUUCCUGGGUAUGUACCGCCUGACUGUGGAUGGUGUGGAAACCUACAUGGUGGUCACCAGGAAUGUAUUCAGUCAUCGGCUUACUGUACAUCGCAAAUACGACCUGAAGGGUUCCACUGUCGCCAGAGAAGCCAGUGACAAGGAAAAGGCUAAGGACUUGCCGACAUUUAAAGAUAAUGACUUCCUUAACGAAGGGCAGAAGCUGCACGUGGGAGAAGAGAGCAAAAAGAACUUCCUGGAAAAACUGAAGCGGGAUGUUGAGUUCCUGGCCCAGCUGAAAAUCAUGGACUACAGUCUCCUGGUGGGCAUCCACGAUGUAGACCGGGCAGAGCAGGAGGAGAUGGAGGUGGAAGAGCGAGCAGAGGAGGAGGAAUGCGAGAACGACGGGGUGGGCGGCAGCCUUCUUUGCUCCUACGGCACACCUCCAGACAGUCCUGGCAACCUCCUGAGCUUUCCCCGCUUCUUUGGCCCAGGAGAGUUUGACCCCUCCGUCGACGUCUAUGCCAUGAAAAGCCAUGAAAGUUCCCCUAAGAAGGAGGUCUAUUUCAUGGCCAUCAUUGACAUCCUCACACCCUAUGACGCUAAGAAGAAAGCUGCACAUGCCGCCAAAACAGUGAAACAUGGGGCAGGGGCUGAGAUCUCCACUGUGAACCCGGAGCAGUACUCGAAACGUUUCAAUGAGUUCAUGUCCAACAUCCUGACGUAAUCAUCUCUACCUUCUGCCAGAGCCAGACUGCUGGACAAGGGGGCACCCUCCCAAUCUCCUGUCAGGCCCUCAGUUCCCUCCAAUUAAGGCCAGCGCGAGGGAUGAGAACAGCAGUCGGUCAGACACCUCAGUCAGCCACGUUUUGAUCUCACCUAGAUGGACUUUUUAUUUCCUGGAGUGUUGUGCAUAAUUCCCUCCAUGUUUCCACCUUGGAUCCAAGUGAACCGUUACAUUGGCUCCUCCAUCCCGUCCUCUCAGAAGAACAUUGCAGGUUGACCCUGACGCCUUGGACCUGAGUCAGAGGCCUCAGAGGGGAACAGGUUCGUCUUCAUGAGAUGGUGAGUGACCAGGAAGCAGCUGGGCCCUCAGACAGUCGGUUCUCAAAGAACCCAGUGAUCAACACCCGAGCCACCUGCGCCUUUGAGUGGAAUUCUGACGUCUGUCAAGCCUGCCACCCACCGGCUCAAGAGGAACUACAAAGCAUCGUUGCAUUUUUUUGGGACUCCUGUGUUUCGAUGGCUGUUUCCCUUUGGGAAAAAUCCCAGAAACUAAUAUCUGUCAACCGGGCCCGUGAGCAUCAUCCGUCUCCUAACUACUGACCUCUGGGUGCCAUCACCCGUAACUGGCGUACGGUCAGUGCAGAGCUCAUUGCAGAGAUGCCACUCCAAGCCCCGGCCUACUAUGCAGGUGUCUGGCCCCUGUGCCUGUGACUUCUCACCUGCACAGCUUUAGCCAGCAAGGUGCUCCACCUGAGGUUGCCUGAGUCACCUGAGGAGGUGACCCAGGAAAGCCUAUUUGGAGGCCUGACUUGGGGCUUUGCCCAUCCCCCAGCAUCAGGGCUGAUUGAUUUUCCUUGUUACCCUUCACUCUUUCUGAACUUGGGAUCUGCCUACGGUCCUCUUUGGAAAGAGUGACAUCAUGCAGCCUCCUUCAGGAGCCUCAGAAGGGAGCUACACAAGUCAUUCUGAUGCCACCAGAGCAAGUGGUUGCCAGGAAGAAAAAUGGCUUUGUUGGCCUGCCCGUGGAGGAGGUAAACUCCCUACCUCUCCGCAGCCCCCUCAGAAGGAAUCAGGAAUUUAGGAUGAGAUGGAAAUUUUGUAGAUAACCCCAAAGAUGUGAAGCUGGUUUGUGGGACUGUCUUGGGUGAAUAGAUGAUUUCCAAUGCCUGCCUCCCAAACUGGCCGAGCUCAGCUUGGGGAGCUUGGGGAGCUGGAGUCGCCGCUGUGCCGUGUCCUCCCUAACACUUCCCCCCCCACCCCACUGAACUAAGACAGGAAGCAAGGUGUCAGUCUUGGGCUUCUCUGGGGCUGCCAAUUGGGUGAGGCAGGUGGGGACCCACUCCUUCCCUAGAAGAGAACAGUUAAGGUUCUGGGGAGCAGAACCACAGGGGUCCUGGAGAAGGACUUGGAACCACAUGGUUCGUGGAGAAAGGAUUUUAAUGUAGGAGAGGGGUUACAUAGGAAUAAUGUCGGGACUUGAUUUCCCACCUCACAAUCAAGAGUACAAACUCUGGGAUCUGCCCCAGGCUUGGAAGCUGACGCUCCUGGCUGAUCCUGUUGUGUGUGUGCAAAACCUAACAGUCCUAUCAGAGGAGCUACCAGCCGUCUAACUGGGUGAACGGUGGGUUUUGUGGGGGUUUCAUUUCGUUUUGUUGUAUAUUGUUUACAAUUUUGAGAGGUAGCUUUCUGUUUUAAGCUCUUCGUUUUCCUGACAGUAUUGUUGAGUGGGUCAAAAUAUUUGAGCUGUGGUUUGGUGGAUUUUAGAUUGUUUUUGUUUUUUUUAAGGUCAUUCUCUGUGCUGUCUUCAAAAACCUGAGUUUUGACUCUGAUUCCUUUGGCAUUCACAUGUUUAAAAACUAUUUAUCUUUAUUUCAUACAUGUUUUCUUUCUCUUUGUGACAAAGAUGUGCUAUUUGGCUUCAAUCUCCAAAUGAUUACACCCUCCCCCAGUUAUCUGCUCCCUCUUGUCCUGAGCCCCAAUCACUCUCUGGGCAGCAGGGGUCAAGGGGAAGACAAGACCCUUAACCUGACUCCUCAGGGCCAUGAAGAACAGCCAGACUGUCUUAUGGCAUCCAGAAUCAUGUUGGGUCUUCCAGAAAUAGAUGUUUAAGAAUAGAGUCCCAGACAACUGGGUGAGGUCUGGAUGUGGGAAAGCGGGGGAAUUCCGUUCCCCAUCCCUCACCCUGCCUCUUAUGGCGUAGCAGCCAGUCCCUAUCCCUCCUGUGGAAAUUGUGGAGCUGAGAAAAUACAUCUCACAUCCAGCUGACGCAAGGGGUACUAUGAAAACUCUGACACCCAGCAAUGGCCUAAGGUUGUAUUCCCAGUCUAAGGCUGUCCCGGGGAAGGGCGGGGCUGCAGGGCAGUGCCAGGAGUGCGGUUCAGUUCCGCUGCAGUGCUAAAUCUCUCCUUAUCUAGCUCAGGGGUUACUGGUCUGUGGCUGGCGCCAUGAGUGGGCCCCAGGCUGUUCUCAGUGGUACUGUAGUUCUCUGCCACAGGCAGCUCUUCCUCCCCUUCCCCUUCCCCAAUCACUUUUCUCAAUCCUGGGCUUUAGGCCUGAACAGGUCCCCUAGCCAUGGUCAAGGGAGGAGAGAUUGGACUCCUGUGGAGACUUCCCCUCUUGACCAUGUGCCAGGUCCUGGGGAGGUGGACCAAAGACCCAGGACUUUCUCAGUAGCCAGGCCCGCACCCGGUUGUCUUUUUAACAAUUCAGGUUGGGAAGGAAAAACCAUUAGCUGUUGCUAGUGCUUGACCUCCUCAAGUAUUUCGGGCAGAAAGGACAGUGUACCGAGACAGCCCUCAGAGCUCUGGCCUGUGGUUUCCCAAGUUUAGAGACCUCACCAGCAGUAAUGGCUGGUGGGGUAGGGGAUCUCAAAGGGAAACACAUUUAGACAGCUACCCAAAAUCUGCCAGCCGUGGUCCCAGUCCUCUGAAAUGUGCCACUUAGGAAGAGUGUCUCCAAGGGGAAAUGAGACUCAGCUGUCCUUCAGGUUGAGUCACCAGGAAGGAGGCUGAGGAGACACCAGAAGAGCCCGUCCUUUGCCCACAGCCAUUUUACAAGGUGGGAGCCCAUACAUUUAGGGGGAACCAUCUGCUUAGCACAUCUCAGCGGCGGGUCAGAACAUUGCACACACAAAAUGUGAAUGAAAUCUAGAGUCACCUUUGGGAUUGCAGGAUUAAAAGUUCUACCCACCACAUGUGACUUGUCUAUUUCCGGCUGCAAGCUCCAUUUUUUUUAAAUAGGAAUUUUCACCCUUGUGCUUGUCUAAUGUCUGCUCUGAACAGUUCGAGCCUCUGUUACUGUUUUAAAAUGCAUGCAUGUUAAAAAAGAAUCUCCAAAUGGAGGACAAAAUAAAACUCAAAAAGCUUUGUGUACA
This is a messenger RNA of Mastomys coucha (southern multimammate mouse), 4717 nucleotides long. It is a transcript of the gene Pip4k2b, whose product is annotated as phosphatidylinositol-5-phosphate 4-kinase type 2 beta. The coding region runs from base 95 to 1345 and encodes 416 amino acids. The record is from RefSeq and is a predicted model, not a curated record. The transcript is spliced from 11 exons. Gene Ontology annotation, biological process: phosphatidylinositol metabolic process. Lineage: Eukaryota; Metazoa; Chordata; Mammalia; Rodentia; Muridae. Gene Ontology annotation, molecular function: phosphatidylinositol kinase activity.